Messenger RNA from Medicago truncatula (barrel medic), 534 nucleotides. Its product is annotated as probable FBD-associated F-box protein At5g38565. Bases 33 to 398 code for a protein of 121 amino acids. NCBI's taxonomy places the organism in Eukaryota, Viridiplantae, Streptophyta, Magnoliopsida, Fabales, Fabaceae. The record is from RefSeq and is a predicted model, not a curated record. The transcript has 2 exons.
UAAAAGUUCACACUCUUCAUAACUUAACCCACAUGGAGCUUGUAUUUGCGUCAAAUUGGCAGACGAAAUGGAAGUGGCUGGUAGAAGUGCUCGAACAUUGUCCUAAGCUUCAAAAUCUUACUCUUGAUCAGCUUUAUGGAUAUGGAACUGGCGAGGACAAUUGGAAGAAACCAAAAAUUGUUCCAGAAUGCAUUUACUCUCAACUUAGAACAUGUUCACUUACAUCUUAUAAAGGCAAUGAGCUUCAAUUCGCAAAGUAUAUUAUUAAGAAUGCAAAAGUAAUGCGCACCAUGACAAUAAUUGCCUCGCCGGUGGAUAUGAAUAUAAAGCACCAAAUGAUAAUGAAAUUAUCUUCAUGUCCAAAGGGCUCUGCUACGUGCAAAUUUUCAUUUUAUUGAUAAAGGUUAGGUCAUGUCUACAGUAGCUACAUUAGAUUCUAAAUGUAUGCAGUAGUAGCAUGGGAUGGUUUGUAAUACGUGAACUCUGUUUUAUUAGGUACUCUAUGCCAUAUAUUUUGAUUAUAGCUCCUCCGAA